Exaiptasia diaphana is the source of this 1915-nucleotide messenger RNA. Its product is annotated as spermatogenesis-defective protein 39 homolog. The coding region runs from base 77 to 1333 and encodes 418 amino acids. NCBI's taxonomy places the organism in Eukaryota, Metazoa, Cnidaria, Anthozoa, Actiniaria, Aiptasiidae. The transcript is spliced from 15 exons. Gene Ontology annotation, biological process: vacuolar transport; intracellular protein transport. The record is from RefSeq and is a predicted model, not a curated record. Gene Ontology annotation, cellular component: cytoplasm. Gene Ontology annotation, molecular function: protein binding.
CGUGGGCUUCCUGUGCCUUCUCGACCCAGUCUUAACGGUGGURUCAUGGCGGACGAGCAGUAUUAACAGCGAUGAAAUGGCGGCGAGGGGGUUUUCCUUCAAGGAGCUCUCUCAAAGAACUAGCCUAGCUGAUUUUGAAUGGGAUGAUGAAGAGGAAGACAAAAAGCCMAAGAAAAACCCAUUUGAUUAUGGUGAAUYUGAUGUGUCAUUUGAAGCCUCAGCAUUUGAAUUGAGUAAGAAAGAAAUCAAAGAGUUCCUUAAUACAUCAAGGGGAAUCACCUAUGCUGAUGACAAUGAUGACUCACUAGGGGAGCCAUGGGGAGGUGCUCAGUUCAGCCUAAAAACUGAGAAACCAGCAGAAGCUUCAAAGUCAGCCAGAUUUCGAUCUGAAAGUUUUGACAAUCAACASUUCUCACAAUCAACUAAGUCAUCGUCAUCUUUUUUUACAUGCAUUUUGUCUCUCUAUGUAUCUUCACAUAAAAGUGAAAAUGUUCAACAUGUACACAUAAGCUGCAUGAUAUUUUCAUCAUCCUUGCCAUCUCUAAUUUACACAUUUGAUUCACAGGUAAUUUUAUUUCUUAAAAGAACAGUUAAAAAUGGUAUAUUUGUCAGGGAAUUGUGUAAAAACCAAAAGGCUGUGGACCAUUAUUGUAAAUACCUACAGCAGCACUAUGARUUUACUGAAUUAGCACAUCUUUAUAGAAUUCUUGGAAGACAGGAAGAGGCUGCUAUUGUGAAAUUCAAGCAAGCUGUCAAAUCAUCAGACCCAAGUCUACGCCUCCACUCAAUUAAAGAUGUAUACAGGAAUGACAUUUCUCUCUACCAAAGUAUAUCACCUGAYUUUUCAUCAGCUGUGCUGGAUUACACAAAACUCUUAGAGAUGCAGAUCUCUUUGGAGACUGUCCAGAGCAGUCCACUUUCAUUGAGGAACACUUUUAAAAUUUCAGAGAAACAAUACGAAUGGACAGCACUUGCAGCAUGCGGUAAGAUCAGAAGAUGGAAAGAAAUUGAUGACAUUCUAAAGGGAAAGGGUUGGUUUGGCACUUCAAAGCACCGUUCACUUAUAGGUUUUGAAAGAGUAGCAACUCUACUAUWCCAGAGCAAGGCACCAGUUGAGGUAGUUGGUAAGUACUUGAAUCUUGUUGAUGACCCUUCAAAACGAUUGACACUGGCCACCAAGUGUAAAAAUCAUGAUGUUGUUAUUGAGACUCUAGUUUUGAUKAAAGACAGGCAGAAGUUGGACCAGUACAGACAGCAACUUCCUAAUCAUGCUCCACAACAUCAAACAAUCACAAACUACCUCAGGAAUUYACAAAUAAAGUGGAAGAAUUAGAGAUUUAAUCCAUUGCUCAUAUUUUGGAGUUUAUAUAAUUUAGAUUUUUUUAAACUUUUCUACUCAUUUAUGUGGCGCCUUUGAAUCAAAUAUUGCCCCMAAAAAAAUCUCAGGGGGGUUCAUUGGAUGCAUCAGCACCUUAUUCUCUCAACAUACUCCACAUGAGCCAGAGGGUCUAGUGGUGGUUUCCCUGAUGGUUCACCCCCCUGGGAAAAAUCCUGGAUUCACCACUGAAUAUUGGAUGCUAUUCAAUAGCAAAUAAAAUUAUUGCUUGGAUCUUUAGCAUAUUAUAAAAUGUUAAAAUUGUGUAUGGUUCUGUAAAAAUUUUAUAUAAUCUGUUUUCAGAGAGAAAAGUUGAAAAACUGUCAAUAAAAUAAUUAUUAUGAUGUAACUAGCUAGUUUACAAAUCAUAGGUUUUUUAUUUUCUUAGACAUUUUUUUCACAAUUAUUUUGAUGAACAUAGUAUAUAAAAUAAAUUAAUGAUAUAUUGAUARCUAUGUUGUUUGACACAGAAACUGGUCAGGUUUGUAGCAAUGUCAAGGCUUACAGGCAAUAAUAUUAUAAUAAAAUGAUAAAAAAUUA